Molecule: messenger RNA, 864 nt
Organism: Teleopsis dalmanni
Lineage: Eukaryota; Metazoa; Arthropoda; Insecta; Diptera; Diopsidae
Product: tubulin polymerization-promoting protein homolog
Exons: 3
Coding region: 230-838 (202 amino acids)
Biological process (GO): microtubule polymerization; microtubule bundle formation; positive regulation of protein polymerization
Cellular component (GO): microtubule
Molecular function (GO): tubulin binding
Source: RefSeq, a predicted model, not a curated record
AUUUGCCUCAAAAAUAAACUAAGGGCUAUGUAUUUACUUUAUUUUAUAAUUAUACAUGAACAAUGAAAUCAUACCAAAUCUGAAGAAGUGAGUAAUUACCUAAUUUUAAAUAUAAUUCUUCUACACACCAAAAACACACAACGUCCUAGAAUACAAUAAUAAGAAUUACGUCAAUUACAAUUUAGUUUAUCCACAAAGUAACUAGUAAACUUUAAAAAAAAACACAAUAAUGUAUGUGCGUGUAGCAGCUUAUAGAUCUAAUAGCAUGUCUGAUGAAGCUAAGAAUGGUACAAGCCCCUCACCUGCACCCGCCGACGGACCUGUUGCAGAAAUGGCUCAAAUGGCCUUAGAAGAACCUAAAGUUAGUUUUCAAGAUCAAUUUAAGGCUUUCUCAAAAUUCGGAGAUACUAAAUCAGAUGGUAAGAUGAUAACACUAUCGCAGAGUGACAAAUGGAUGAAGCAGGCCAAGGUUAUCGAUAAGAAAAUUACAACUACCGAUACUGGUAUACAUUUCAAGAAAUUCAAAGCAAUGAAAAUCUCCUAUGGCGAUUACAAUAAGUUCUUAGAUGAUUUAGCAAAAACUAGAAAAGUUGAGCUCGAUGAAAUCAAGAAGAAAAUGUCCGGUUGUGGUGCACCAGGAGUGUUACAAGUUUCCGCUGGCAAAGCUGCUUCAGCUGUGGAGCGUCUCACCGACACUAGCAAAUAUACUGGAUCUCAUAAAGAACGUUUCGAUGCCACUGGCAAAGGUAAAGGUAUUGCUGGACGCAAAAAUUUGGUUGAUGAUUCUGGCUAUGUAACUGGCUAUCAACACAAGGAUUCAUACGAUACUGCACAUUAAUUAUUUAGUCAAAAAAAAAAAAAAAA